Molecule: messenger RNA, 790 nt
Organism: Calypte anna (Anna's hummingbird)
Lineage: Eukaryota; Metazoa; Chordata; Aves; Apodiformes; Trochilidae
Product: integrin alpha-D-like
Exons: 6
Biological process (GO): cell-cell adhesion; integrin-mediated signaling pathway; cell adhesion mediated by integrin
Cellular component (GO): external side of plasma membrane; integrin complex
Molecular function (GO): integrin binding
Source: RefSeq, a predicted model, not a curated record
UGUCCCAACUUCUCCUUUUUUUACCCCAAUUUCUCCUCAGUUCCCGGGAGGGCCAUGGAGCUCCGGGUCCUUUUCUGGCUCCUGGCUUUAGUUCCGGCCCAAUCGGACGGCGCCGUCUUGGACUUGGCCACAGCGAAGAUUUUCCGGGGGGACCCCCAAGGGGCUUUUGGGACCCAAGUGGCCUCUUUGAAGACCCAAGAUGGCGCUUGGGUUUUGGUGUCGGCGCCGUUGAGUCACGUUGAGGCCUCCGGCCUUGGGAGGCUCUACAGGUGCCACCCCGGCUCGGGGACGUGCCAGGAGGUCCCCGUUGUGGGGCCUCCGGGCGCCGUCAACGCAUCCUUGGGGUUGGCGUUGGACGCCAGCGAGGAGGGGGUGGUGGUCUGUGGUCCCCGGGUCCCCAAAUUUUGCGGGUCCAACGUUCAACUCCGGGGUUUCUGCGUCCUCCUCGACGUCAACUUCCAGCAGUUCCAGAGCCUCCCCCAGCUCCUCCCAGAGUGUCCCAAGGCCUCGUCCGACGUCGUUUUCCUCAUUGAUGGCUCCGGGAGCAUCCAAAGAGAGGACUUCAAAACCAUGAAGAAAUUCAUCCGGGAGGUGAUGUUGAUGUUCAAGGACACGGACACCCAGGUGGGGCCUUUUGUGGGGGACAUCUUGGUGGCAUCUGAGGGGGGUUGGUGGCACUUGAGGGCAUUUGGUGGCAUCUCAAGAGGUUUGGUGGCAUCUGAGAGGGGUUUGGUGGCAUAUUUGGGGCAUUUGGUGGCAUCUGGGAGGGGUUUGGUGGCAUCAGGAGGGG